CAUGCUGAACCUUUUAUCAUCCUUGGCCUAUCCUUAAGGUCUACUCGUGUUAAUUUAGUCUGAAUCCUUGAUAGGGAGCCUGUUACUGUUAAUGUGGCAUUUACACACUAGUUUUUACACUGACUAGCUACUUUUAGCUACCUCACUCAAUGUUUAUGGGGACAAAAUGUUAAUUUACUUUUUUUACACAUUUUAACUUUGUCAAACCAGGAAUAUAAUUUCUAUUAUGUAAUGAAAAUCUAUCACAAAAAAUUCACAAAUGAAGACUCUUAAUAAAGUAUUUUAUUAGCUUAAUAAUGUUUUUUUAUUACCUUUUUUUUAUAUUGUAACUAGUAAUAAGCUGUAGCUUCUUUUUUAUACUCCUUAAUGGCCCAGUAUUUGUGUUUACUAUGUGUUGUCACCACAUAUACAUAAUCUGCAUACCAGAAGGUGUGUUCUUUGUUAAAUAUUCAUCCCCACCCAGAUCAUCUGUGCUGCUUAAUUGAAUAGUCUUUGGAGUUUCUCUGUGAAAACUGAAUACCUGAGUCAUAUGGGAGGAUACAGGUGUGGUCACUUUUUUUGGAAAUGUAUUAUGAGUUUUUUUUCCUGGAUGUAAAGAUGUCAUGAGAAUGAAUUUGCGGGUUUGGCAGCGUGUCCAAAACUGUGUGAGGUUAAACCUGUUUGUUGGCUGUUGAGGAGCCUGCUGCCUUAAAGAUGCCUCUCAUAAACAGCCAAUGAAUAGAGGAGGUAAACAUAGUCGUACCGCUCUGUGUGUGGUGGCAUAUCAACAUGGAAAGUUGACACAUCCAGCUCUGAAACGAAGUUCAACGCAGGCUUAACACAAGGUCAGGCUUAGGCCUUACUUCUCUUGUAAAAUUAUGACUAGUCAUCGAAGGAGCCUGUCUGAGAGCUUUGUUCUUGAGGAUAAUGACAAACGAUAUGCGCAUGUCUCUGGAAUCAACCCUGAGGAACAUCAAGAAGGAGAUGAAACUGUUGGUGCCAUGAAGAAUGACGUCAUUGACAUACUGAAACUAAUUGAACCAUACAAUGACAAGAUUCAAGUGCUGUCAAAGCCAGGCCUGAGAUCCAGUAAAAGCUUAGGAAAUUUGGAUAACAGAAUCAAAGCUCCAGAUGAGCUACGUAAGGAUUCUUACAACAAGCUUUUCAAUGCCAAAGUCAAGAGGUUUAUUAAAGGAAACCGACAAGGAAAAAGUCAAGAAGACGUCAGCAACUCUCUAACUGGUCAGCUGAGACUGGGGAGGGCUAAUGCCCCAGAUACUGAUUUGAAAGGCCCAAGACUAGAAGGGAAAUUGGAAAAAUCUAACCUUUCAAGUUUUAUCAGACCUGAUAUUGAUGUUAAAGGAGACUUCACAGGGCCAGAGUUUAGUUUGUCAUCCCCCAAAAUGGAUGCAGGACAUAGUCGUCAUGACAUUUACAUUAAAGGACUAACAAACGACCUCAAAACUGGUCAUCCAAUUCCAAAUGUGGACUUACCGUCAGGCAAUGUGAACACGUCCAGGUUUAAAAUGCCUGAUUUUGGACUGUCAGCACAUAAAAUAAGGUCACCUGACAUUGAAAUCUCACAUCCUAAGAUUAAGGGAGAACUCAAUUCUCCAGAAAUCACAACCCCAGAUCUCAAUGCACACACUCUCGAUAGAAUCAAAGUGCCAAAUUUACAGAAGCAACAUUUCAACUUCGAAGUUCCAGAUGGUGAUAUUGAUACAUCUGGACUCAGCAGUGGCAUUAAAGCUCCUGACCUUAAUAUUGACACUCCCUCCGGAAAACUAAAAAUGCCAAAAUUUGGAUUAUCAGGUCAUUUGCCAAAAGGAGGGGUUGAUGAACAAGACAUUAAGUUGACUCUCCCAAAAGCUGAUUUGAAGGAACCAAAACUGAAUGUGAACUCCUCUGAUAUUGACAUCGAUAAUCCUACAGGAAAAUUCAAAAUGCCCAAAUUGAAAACACCAAAAUUUAACCUUCCAAGUUUUAAAGGACCUGACACUGAUGUGACAGGAGACUUAGAAAGGCCUGAUUUGAGUUGGUCCUCUCAUAAAUUUGAUGCAGAUGUUGAUCUUCCUCACACUGACACUGAUGGGCCCAAAGCAGAUCUUAAAGAUGUGACACUUCCAAAUAUGGACCUACCGUCUGGUAAAUCAAAAAUGCCCAAAUUCAAGAUGCCUGAUUUUGGACCCUCGAUAUCUAAUGUAAAGUCACCUGAGAUGAAUCUCUCUCUGCCUAAAAUGAAAGGACAGAUAAACUCACCAAAUCUCACUGUCCCAGAGUUAGACGUUGGUGUCCCAACAGGUAAAAUCAAAGGCCCAACAAUUAAAGAACCAAAGGCUGAUAUUACAGCACCUGAAUUCAACAUCGAUGCUCCUUCAGGGAAACUGAAAAUGCCAAAUUUCAAAGGCCCCAACAUUAAGGGAGACAUACGUUCACCAGACAUGAAUUUGGCUUUCCCUGAAGCAGAUGUGAAAGGACCAAAACUAGAUUUGAAAUCCCCUGAUAUUGCGAUUGAUAGUCCUACAGGAAAAUUCAAAAUGCCCAAAGGGAAAACACCCAAAUUUAGCCUUCCUGGUUUUAAAGGACCUGCCACUGAUGUGACAGGAAACUUAGAAAGGCCUGAUUUGAGUUGGUCCUCUCCUAAUUUUGAUGCAGAUGUUGAUGUUCCUGACAUUGAUAUUGAUGGACCCAAAGCAGACUUUAAAGGCAUGACAAGUCCAAAUAUGGACCUACCAUCUGGUAAAUCAAAAAUUCCCAAAUUCAAGAUGCCUGAAUUUGGACACUCAAUACCUAAUGUAAAAGCACCUGAGAUGGAUCUCUCACUGCCUAAAAUGAAAGGAGAAAUAAAUUCACCGAACCUCACUGUCCCAGAGUUAGAUAUUGAUGUCCCAACAGGUAAAAUCAAAGGGCCCACACUUAAAGCACCAAAGGCUGAUAUCAGGGCACCUAAAUUCAACAUCGAUGCUCCCUCAGGGAAACUGAAAAUGCCAAAUUUCAAAGGCCCCAACAUUAAGGGAGAUGUAGGUUCACCAGACAUGAAUUUGGCUUUCCCUGAAGCAGAUGUGAAAGGACCAAAACUAGAUUUGAAAUCCCCUGAUAUUGCGAUUGAUAGUCCUACAGGAAAAUUCAAAAUGCCCAAAGGGAAAACACCCAAAUUUAGCCUUCCUGGUUUUAAAGGACCUGACACUGAUGUGACGGGAAACUUAGAAAGGCCUGAUUUGAGUUGGUCCUCUCCUAAUUUUGAUGCAGAUGUUGAUGUUCCUGACAUUGAUAUUGACGGACCCAAAGCAGACUUUAAAGGCAUGACAAGUCCAAAUAUGGACCUACCAUCUGGUAAAUCAAAAAUGCCCAAAUUCAAGAUGCCUGAAUUUGGACACUCAAUACCUAAUGUAAAAGCACCUGAGAUGGAUCUCUCACUGCCUAAAAUGAAAGGAGAAAUAAAUUCACCGAACCUCACUGUCCCAGAGUUAGAUAUUGAUCUCCCAACCGGUAAAAUCAAAGGGCCAACACUUAAAGCACCAAAGGCUGAUAUCAGGGCACCUAAAUUCAACAUCGAUGCUCCCUCAGGGAAACUGAAAAUGCCAAAUUUCAAAGGCCCCAACAUUAAGGGAGAUGUAGGUUCACCAGACAUGAAUUUGGCUUUCCCUGAAGCAGAUGUGAAAGGACCAAAACUAGAUUUGAAAUCCCCUGAUAUUGACACUGAUAGUCCUACAGGAAAAUUCAAAAUGCCCAAAAUGAAAACACCCAAAUUUAGCAUUCCUGGAUUUCAAGGACCAGGCCUUAAUGGCAAAGGAGACCUGAAAGGGCCAGAUUUGAGCAUGUCCUCUCCUAAAUUUGAUGCAGAUAUUCCUGGUCCUGACCUUGACAUUGAUGGACCCAAAGCUAAUGUAAAUGACAUGACCCUUCCAAACAUGCACCUACCAUCAGGUAAAACAAAAAUGCCUAAGUUUAAGGUGCCUGGUUUUGGACUCUCAGGAUCUAAAGUCAAGGCACCUGAGAUGAAUCUCUCACUGCCUAAAAUGAAAGGAGAGAUAAAUUCACCGAACCUCACUGUCCCAGAGUUAGAUGUCAAUGUCCCAACAGGUAAAAUUAAAGGACCAACUCUUAAAGAACCGAAGGCUGAUAUCAGGGCACCUGAAUUUAACAUUGAUGCUUCUUCAGGGAAACUGAAAAUGCCAAAUUUCAAAGGCCCCAAUAUUAAGGGAGAUAUAAGUUCACCAGACAUGAAUUUGGCUUUCCCUGAAGCAGAUGUAAAAGGGCCAAAACUAGAUAUGAAAUCCCCUGAUAUUGACAUUGGUGGUCCUACAGGAAAAAUCAAAAUGCCUAAAAUGAAAACACCGAAAUUCAGCAUUCCUGGAUUUAAAGGACCUGACAUUGAUGCUAAAGGAGACUUGAAAGGGCCAGAUUUGAGCUUGUCCUCUCCUAAAUUUGAUGCAGAUGUUACUGGUCCUGACCUUGACAUUAACGGACCCAAAGCUAAUGUUAAUGGUGUGACACUUCCAGACAUGCAUGUACCAUCAGGUAAAACAAAAAUGCCCAAAUUUAGGUUUCCUGAUUUUGGACUUUCAGGACCAAAAAUAAAGGCACCUGAGAUGGGUCUCUCACUUCCUAAAAUGAAAGGAGAGAUAAACUCACCAAACCUCACAGCCCCAGAGUUAGAUGUCGAUGUCCCAACAGGUAAAAUCAAAGGACCAACUCUUAAAGAACCAAAGGUUGAUAUCAGGUCACCUGAGUUCAACAUCAAUGCUCCAUCAGGAAACCUGAAAAUGCCAAAUCUUAAAGGACCCCAAAUUAAGGGAGAUAUAGGUUCACCAGACAUGAAUUUGGCUUUCCCUGAAGGAGAUGUGAAGGGGCCAAAACUAGAUGUGAAAUCCCCUGAUAUUGACAUUGGUGGUCCUACAGGAAAAAUCAAAAUGCCUAAAAUGAAAACACCGAAAUUCAGCAUUCCUGGUAUUAAAAGACCUGACAUUGAUGUGAAAGGAGACUUGAAAGGGCCAGAUUUGAGUGUGUCCUCUCCUAAAUUUGAUGCAGAUAUUCCUGUUCCUGACACUGACAUUCAUGGACCCAAAGCUAAGGUUGAUGGCAUGACACUUCCAAACAUGCAUUUACCAUCAGGUAAAACAAAAACACCUAAGUUUAAGUUGCCUGGUUUUGGAUUCUCUGGACCUAAAGUAAAGUCACCUGAGAUGGAUCUCUCACUGCCUAAAAUGAAAGGACCAAACCUUACAGCCCCAGAGUUAGAUGUUGAUGUCCCAACAGGUAAAAUUAAAGGACCAACACUUAAUGAACCAAAGGUUGAUAUCAGGGCACCUGAAUUUAACAUUGAUGCUCCCUCAGGGAAACUGAAAAUGCCAAAUUUCAAAGACCCCAAAUUUAAAGGUCAAAUGGGUUCACCAGACAUGAAUAUGGCUUUCCCUGAAGCAGAUGUGAAAGGACCAAAACUAGAUAUGAAAUCACCUGAUAUUGACAUUGGUGGUCCUACAGGAAAAUUCAAAAUGCCUAAAAUGAAAACACCGAAAUUCAGCAUUCCUGGAUUUAAAGGACAUGACCUUGAUGUCAAAGGAGACUUGAAAGGUCCGGACUUGAGCAUGUCCUCUCCUAAAUUUGAUGCAGAUAUUACUGGUCCUGACCUUGACAUUGAUGGACCCAAAGCUAACGUAAAUGGCAUAUCCCUUCCAAACGUGCAAUUACCAUCAGGUAGAACAAAAACACCUAAGUUUAAGGUGCCUGGUUUUGGACUCUCGGGACCUAAAGUCAAGGCACCUGAGGUGGAUCUCUCACUUCCUAAAAUGAAAGGAGAGCUAAACUCACCAAACCUCACUGUCCCAGAGUUAGACGUUGAUGUCCCAGCAGGUAAAAUUAAAGGGCCCACACUUAAAGAACCAAAGGUUGAUAUCAGGGCGCCUGAAUUCAACAUCGAUGCUCCCUCAGGGAAACUGAAAAUGCCAAAUUUCCAAGGUCCCAAUAUUAAGGGAGAUAUAGGUUCACCAGACAUGAAUAUGGCUUUCCCUGAAGCAGAUGUGAAAGGACCAAAACUAGAUGUGAAAUCCCCUGAUAUUGCAAUUGAUGGACAUACAGGAAAAAUCAAAAUGCCUAAAAUGAAAACACCCAAAUUUAGCCUUCCUGGUUUUAAAGGACCGGGUCUUGAUGUCAAAGGAGAUUUGGAUGGGCCAGAUUUGAGCAUGUCCUCUCCUAAAUUUGAUGCAGAUAUUCCUGGUCCUGACCUUGACAUUGAUGGACCCAAAGCUAAUGUAAAUGACAUGACCCUUCCAAACAUGCACCUACCACCAGGUAAAACAAAAACGCCUAAGUUUAAGUUGCCUGAUUUUGGACUCUCGGGACCUAAAGUCAAGGCACCUGAGGUGGAUCUCUCACUUCCUAAAAUGAAAGGAGAGCUAAACUCACCAAACUUCACUGUCCCAGAGUUAGAUAUUGAUGUCCCAGCAGGUAAAAUUAAAGGGCCCACACUUAAAGAACCAAAGGCUGAUAUCAGGGCACCUGAAUUCAACAUCAAUGCUCCCUCAGGGAAACUGAAAAUGCCAAAUUUCAAAGGCCCCAACAUUAAGGGAGAUAUAAGUUCACCAGACAUGAAUUUGGCUUUCCCUGAAGCAGAUGUGAAAGGACCAAAACUAGAUUUGAAAUCCCCCAAUGUUGACAUUGAUGGUCUCACAGGAAAAAUCAAGAUGCCAAAAGUGAAAACACCCAAAUUUGGCAUUCCUGGUUUUGAAGGAUCAGACCUUGAUGUCAAAGGAGAUUUGAAUGGGCCAGAUUUGAGCAUGUCCUCUCCUAAAUUUGAUGCAGAUAUUACUGGUCCUGACCUUGACAUUGAUGGACCCAAAGCUAAUGUAAAUGACAUGACCCUUCCAAACAUGCACCUACCAUCAGGUAAAACAAAAACGCCUAAGUUUAAGUUGCCUGAUUUUGGACUCUCGGGACCUAAAGUCAAGGCACCUGAGGUGGAUCUCUCACUUCCUAAAAUGAAAGGAGAGCUAAACUCACCAAAUCUCACUGUCCCAGAGUUAGACGUUGAUGUCCCAACAGGUAAAAUUAAAGGCCCAACACUUAAAGAACCAAAGGUUGAUAUCAGGGCACCUGAAUUCAACAUCGAUGCUCCCUCAGGGAAACUGAAAAUGCCAAAUUUCAAAGGCCCCAAUAUUAAGGGAGAUAUAAGUUCACCAGACAUGAAUUUGGCUUUCCCUGAAGCAGAUGGACCAAAACUAGAUGUGAAAGGACCAAAACUACAUGUGAAAUCCCCCAAUGUUGACAUUGAUGGUCUCACAGGAAAAAUCAAGAUGCCAAAAGUGAAAACACCCAAAUUUGGUAUUCCUGGAUUUAAAGGACCUGACCUUGAUGCCAGUGGAGACUUGAAAGGGCCAGAUUUGAGUGUGUCCUCUCCUAAAUUUGAUGCAGAUAUUACUGGGACUGAUAUUGACAUUGAUGAACCCAAAGCUAAGGUUAAUGGCAUGACACUUCCAAACAUGCACCUACCAUCAGGUAAAACAAAAACACCCAAGUUUAAUUUGCCUGAUUUUGGACUCUCGGGACCAAAAGUAAAGGCACCUGAGAUGGAUCUCUCACUUCCUAAAAUGAAAGGAGUGAUAAACUCACCAAACUUCACAGUCUCAGAAGGCCCUAACAUUAAGGGAGAUAUAGGUUCACCAGACAUGAAUUUGGCUUUCCCUGAAGGAGAUGUGAAGGGGCCAAAACUAGAUGUGAAAUCCCCAGAUAUUGACACUGAUGUACCCACAGCAAAAAUCAAAAUGCCCAAAGUAAACACAUCAAAAUGUAGCCUUCCAGAUUUUAAAGGACAUGACAUUGAAGGAGACUUGGAAGGGCCGGAUUUGACCUUGGCAUCCAAAAGAUUUAGUGCAGAAACUGGUGCUUCUGAUAUUGACAUUGAUGCACGAAAACCUAGUUUAAAAGGUCCUAAAUCAAACUUUACAUUUCCAGAUAUGGACUUGCCAUCAGGCAGUCUACAAAUGCCCAGACUUAAGAUACCCAAAUUAGGACUGUCAGAUCCUAAAUUAAUUGCACCCGAGAUGGAUGCUUCACUUCCUACGGUUAAGGGAGAUAAUUCAGCUGACUUUAAUAUCAAAGGCUAUAAACCAAACAUUUCAUCCCCAGACUUUGAUGGAGAUAUCCCUACAGGUAACAUUAACAUGACAACUCCAAAAGUUGAUAUCAAAAGUCCUGACUUAGACAGUGAUAUGACCUCAGGAAAACUGAAAAUGCCUCAAUUUGGACUUUCAAGUAAUCUGCCAAAAAGCCCAAAACUUAAGGGGCAAAUUGAUGGCCAAGACAUUAAGUUAACUCUUCCUGAAGCUGAGUUGAAGAGUCCCAAACUGGAUUUGAUAUCUCCAGAUACUGACAUUGAUGGUCCAGAGAGUAAAUUAAAACCAGAAUUCACAGCACCAAAAUUUGAUAUUCAAGGAAUUAACGAGCCUGAUAUAAAAGCUAAACCCAACCUGGAAGGGCAACAUUUGAAUUUAUCUGCAAUGGAUGAGUUUGGGAUUCCUGACUAUAACACUCAUGGACCAACAACUAAUCUUAAAGGUCUCAAAACAGACUUUACACUUCCAGACAUUGACUUGCCAUCAGGCAAAGUAAACUUGCCUGGCAGUGGCCCAAAUAAUCGUCACAAAUCUGACAGAAAAUGUCACUUGGAUAGAGAUAAAUCGUAUGGCAGUUUGAAAGUUACGAAAGACUUAAAGUCUUUAGUAUCAGGCAUGGACCUUGAAGUGCCAAAACAAUCCUUAAAGGGGUCAAAGUUUAAACUGCUAACACUAGUGUGAUGGGACAGAUUUUCAUAUUGAUGGUAGACUUGUUUAGUACAGAAAGACAGGUCUUACAAAAUAAUUGAUUUCAUGUACAUGGUGAAAAAUAUAUAUCAGGGUUAUAUUAAUGUUCACAUGUAAAUAUUUUAGCAAAAACAUAUCACAAAUAUACACAGAAACCAUUAUAUAGUAUCUUUUGUUGCAACUUGUGUAUAUACAUUUGUAUGCUUGCUUAGUACCACUAGCACUUAAAAUAGAACUGUGUGGGAUUUAAUGAUGAUUACAAUGCAUUUGAGUAUUUUCGACAUUGUAAUAUUUUAAUAUUUUUGUUAACAUGGUUAAAUGAAGUUUAAAUGUUCAAAAUCUUCAUCAGUGUAAAUGGCUAAGAUUCAUAUCAAACUAUUAAUUUGUGCCUCAUUUUUAUUAUGUGUAUUACACAUUUGUUUUAUUUGACUAAUACUGUUUGAGAAAUUGUUUUAAUAGUGAUGACUUUGUAUCCAUUGUUUCAAAGUAAAUUUAUUAAAUCAUUAGUUUCUUAAUUAUUCUUAUUAGAAUUUCAGUUGUUGCAUGCUUUUGUAUUGACAUUUGGUAUUUUAAAAACGGUUGCAAAAUAAAUGUUUACAAAAUUAUUAGUCAAACCCUGUGUUAUUCUACUUCUGUUAAAAUGAAUAAAUAAGUAAAAUAUAAUAAACUCUACCAAAUAGUAUGAAUUCAAGUAUACUGAGAAAUCAAGUCAAUUGGGACAGUGUACCUUGGCAGCAUUAGUUUUCUGAUAGAAGCAACAUGACAAUUCAUGUGACAUUAAAAAGCUUGUGGUAAGUAUCAAAUAGGAACUGGACCCCAAAUAGUUUGAGGUUGGGAAAAAUGACAUUCUUUGGUUCAUUUUUUUACAAGGUUAUAUAAUUGUCAUGACUAAUAUAUUACACAUAAUUAUGCUGCAUAUAUGCAUAAGAUGUACUACUGUAACAAAAUAAACAUAAUGUUAUUUCGAAUGAGGUAAAAACUGUAUAUUUAUAAUUGAAUGAUUUUCAAGAUGCCCCAAAUGAACAAGCAUGGAUACUUACCAAAAAUGACACUUACCUUUUGUGAUGGUUCUAUUUCACCCCUCCUAACCUCCAGGUGUGGUGUUAUAACACAUGGACAUCCUCUAGCACGCAUGUGCACCAUCCAGAGAACUCCCACAGUCGUGCAAUGACAGUAAUAUAAUACUUACUGUGAGUACUAGAGAUGCAUCAGUCCGGAUACUGGUAUCGACAUCAACCCAAUAUUUACUCAUAAAUAUGCCCCAACACCAGCCAUGUUACAUAAUUCUAAUGUGUAUGCUGUCAUGCUAAUGAUCAGAUAACAUGAAAUAACAGAAAUCUGGAUGUAUUUCACAAUUAAUGAUGGCAAUUAAAGCAAACAGACUGCAAACUGUGCACAGCUUGCCUGAGAGGGAAUGUGGUUGUCAGUGGGAGAUUCUGAUAGCUCUCAAACAAGGUUUAUUCCAUUAAUUUUUAAACAUUAAAUAGAUCUCUCUCUCUCAAAUCAAAAAAUAGCUGGAAAUGUGACUUCACCUACUUAUAACUGAUAACUGAAUACUCCCUAUAAUUUCUUCAGACAGUGGGUUCCACUGUUAGCUUGUUAGCUAGUUAUCAUCACUCCCAUGCUUACAGAUUAUCUAGGAAUUGAUCUGUUCCUGAUGGUGUGUUCUGUACUUAUAGUAUGUACUACAUUACUGUCAUGGCAUGACUUUGUGGGAGGUCUUGGCUUGGCAUGGCAUGGUGACUUGAGAUUUUCCAGGUGUUAAAACAUAAAACAUGUUUAUACAUCCACAGUUAACUAACCACCAUUAACUACCAUUUUCUACUAUAAUUUUACUUACUCAGUUCAUAUUGAAUUUUAGAAAAGAUGGAUAUGAAUACUCAAGAUUUUCUAAAUCCUGUUAUUGUUGUUUUUGCUGCAAGGAGUGUAUGUAGAAAGUUACUUAGGCCAACAUCUUCAUAUGUAGUAAUUGUCAUUUUAAUUGUCAUCUACUGUGUUCAUACACUAUUAGAAUAUGUUACUGAUGAAUUUGGAGAAGAUUUUUUUCAAAUCCUUUUGUUGAAAUGUAAUUUAUUUAUUACAAACUAUGCCAC
This is a messenger RNA of Pangasianodon hypophthalmus (striped catfish), 10870 nucleotides long. RefSeq names its product neuroblast differentiation-associated protein AHNAK. Gene Ontology annotation, biological process: regulation of RNA splicing. Lineage: Eukaryota; Metazoa; Chordata; Actinopteri; Siluriformes; Pangasiidae. The record is from RefSeq and is a predicted model, not a curated record. The coding region runs from base 858 to 8771 and encodes 2637 amino acids. The transcript has 5 exons. Gene Ontology annotation, cellular component: nucleus; cytoplasm.